AGUGCAGCAGAUUUUGGGACGAGCGCGGAGUGGACACGCUAGCGUUAAACACUGUCUUUUUCUCUCACACACACACACACUCUCUCUCACACACUCCGAGAUCCGCCUGAACACACACCGCGAUGGACGGAACCAGCGAACGACAGAGUCUCGGAAGGUAACCUGGAGCGAGUGAUGUUGUGCGGUCACUAGAGUUCCUCUCAGAUGUCUGGCGCGGGGCUGAUGGGUCGCGUGAGGUCGGCCUUCCGCCGGCGGACGGACAGCUGGCACCUGAGCGACACGGCGGCCUUCGACUUCUCCGACGAUCUAGAAGACGACGAGGUGCCGAGGUUCAGUCAGCUGAAGGUGGUGGUGUCCGGAGAAACGGACGAGAUUCCCACGGCUUCGCGCAACGGGGCCACGGUCAGCACUCUGCUGGCGGACGACGACGACUCGCUGCUGGGCUCCUCGUCCAGUCUGGGCAGCCCCGGCGCGGCCCCGGACCCCUGCGACGGAUGCCGCAGGAGCAGAGAGCGCGACAAGCGCAGGAGCGUGAUGAGGAAGCUGGGCGGCGCUGCUGUGCUCUACUUCCUGUUUAUGGUGGGCGAGCUGAUAGGGGGAUACGUGGCUAACAGUCUGGCGAUCAUGACUGAUGCUCUUCACAUGCUGACGGACCUCAUCGGGAUCAUCGUCUCGCUGCUGGCCCUCUGGCUCUCGGCCAAACCUCCCACCUACAGAUUCACCUUCGGCCUCCACCGGCUCGAGGUCCUCUCAGCUGGGAUCAGUGUACUUCUGAUCUAUAUUCUGACCGGAGUGCUGGUCAGUGAGGCCGUGCAGAGGACCGUUCAUCAGGACUUCAACAUCGACGGAGACGUGAUGCUCAUCACUGCCGCGUUGGGCGUCGCCGUCAACCUGCUGAUGGGCUUCCUCCUCAAUCAGUCGGGUCACCUUCACUCACACGGCCACGCCCACUCUCACGGGUCAGCGGGGGGUCAGGGUCAGCAGGGUCAUGGCAGUCUGGCGGUGCGAGCGGCCUUCAUCCACGCUCUGGGGGAUCUGGUUCAGAGCGUCGGGGUGCUCAUCGCUGCCUACAUCGUCAGGUUUAAGCCGGAGUAUAAGCUAGCUGAUCCCAUCUGUACGUACCUGUUCUCUAUACUGGUUCUGUUCAGCACAUUCCAGAUCAUCAGAGACACCGGCAUCAUUCUGCUGGAGGGUGUUCCUCGUCAUGUGGACGUGUCUGGAAUCCGAGCUGAUCUUCUGAAGCUGCAGUAUGUGGAGUGUGUGGAGGAGCUGAAGCUGUGGGCGCUGACGGCUGAUAAAACUGCGGCCAUCGUUCACCUACAGCUCACGCCAGGGAUUGUGGGUAACUGGGAGGAAGUGCAGUCAAACGCACGGCGGCUGCUGACGACGUCACACGGAGUGACACACUGCACCGUACAGCUGCAGACGCACAGACAGGGGGCGCCACAGUCCUGCUCACACUGCCUCACACACAGUGCCUAAACACACCUGUCUCUCACCGUCUCUCUCACACACACACACUGAGACACACACAUACAGACGCGCACACACACACUGAUACAUACACACUGAGACACACACACACACACACACACUCGUAUA
Molecule: messenger RNA, 1602 nt
Organism: Puntigrus tetrazona (Sumatra barb)
Lineage: Eukaryota; Metazoa; Chordata; Actinopteri; Cypriniformes; Cyprinidae
Gene: slc30a4
Product: solute carrier family 30 member 4
Exons: 8
Coding region: 205-1482 (425 amino acids)
Biological process (GO): response to zinc ion; zinc ion transmembrane transport
Cellular component (GO): plasma membrane
Molecular function (GO): zinc ion transmembrane transporter activity
Source: RefSeq, a predicted model, not a curated record